AUGUCCGAUCUUUCCUUGGAAAAUUUGGGGAAGAUUGCCCAGAAUUGUCCCAAAUAUGGUCGUCUGAAAUCCGCUGUGGAAAAGGAUCUGGUGGGCAAAACUAAUGAUGAUUAUGUCUCCCUUUUCAAGAAAGUCUUUAACAAGCUUUCUGUGGAUGGACCUUUGGUUCUCCAAGGGGCAUCCUUGGGCCUGAUUCGAGAACUUCGACCCAUCUACGCCACAAUGGGUGUGCCCAAUGUGUUCCAAUCAGAUAAUGGGACGCCAUUUGCGUCCUCCAUGACUCGGGAUUUUUUUCAACAGUGGGGUAUUGAAUGGAGGCCUUUGUCGCCUCAUCACCCUCAGUCUAAUGGGCAUGCUGAAACGAAUGUGAAGAGCCUGAAACAUCUCUUGGCUAAAUGUGGGGGAGAAUUGGGGUCUGACGAGUUCUUGUCCGGUCUUUUAGAACUCCGGAAUACUCUGCGCACUGACGGAUUAUCUCUGGCCCAACGUCUCUUUGGACAUCCUUUACGUUCGAAAUUACCUGUUCAAUGGCGUGCUUUUCUUCCCGAGUUUCAGGUGCAAUUGGAUAUGGCCGACGUUCAACGUCUUUGCGACGAUUGA
Tigriopus californicus is the source of this 600-nucleotide messenger RNA. RefSeq lists its product as uncharacterized. Gene Ontology annotation, molecular function: nucleic acid binding. The record is from RefSeq and is a predicted model, not a curated record. Lineage: Eukaryota; Metazoa; Arthropoda; Copepoda; Harpacticoida; Harpacticidae. Bases 1 to 600 code for a protein of 199 amino acids. Gene Ontology annotation, biological process: DNA integration. The transcript has 2 exons.